UGCCUAGCAGAAACCAGCUGUGAACAAGAUGAUCGCAUUCCAACUAGUGUUACAGUCAAAAUCAAUGGCAAGCUAUGCACCCUACCUCCAUGUCAUCCACAGAACAAGCCAGGGGUAGAGGUCAAACGACCCGGUCGACCUAUCAACAUUACUCAGCUGACAAGACUCAAUGCAACCAUGCCUAACUACAUUGAAAUCCAAUGGAUACCAGAAUUAGGAAGGUCGUACUGCUUGGCUGUAUACCUGGUUCGUCAACUUAAUUCUGAGGUCUUACUUACGAGGUUACGAAGUAGAAGCGUCAGAAACUCAGAUCACUCAAGAGCGCUUAUCAAGGAGAAGCUAACGCACGACCCAGACAGUGAGAUAGCGACUACCAGUCUUCGAGUGUCUCUCAUCUGUCCUCUUGGUAAGAUGAGGAUGUCUGUACCAUGCAGACCCAUCACCUGUUCCCAUCUCCAAUGCUUUGAUGCAUCCCUCUAUAUCCAGAUGAAUGAAAGGAAACCAACUUGGAUAUGUCCAGUUUGUGACAAGAAAGCCCCUUUUGACUCACUGGUCAUUGAUGGCCUCUUCCUUGAGAUCUUACGGAACCCACCAGAGAGCAAUGAGAUCAUCUUUGUUGAAGAUGGUUCCUGGACACCGCUUGGUCCUAAGCAAGACAAACCUUCUCAUGUUCUUUCCUCACCUUGUACUGCAUCAGCACCAUCGUCAUCUCACUCCAGUUCCUCGGCGGCUGCACCAAGCUCCUCUAAUGCUCAAUCAGCAGACAGUCCCAAACCUAAAGAAGUGGUCAUUGACCUGACAUUGAGCAGUUCUGAUGAAGACGAUGACGACGAUGAUGAGGAGGAUGAUGUGCCCCUUGUACCUGCCACUUCCAGGGAGUCAGAACCACAGAAGGUUGACAGUGACAAGGAGGGCGAUGUUGUAGAAGGCAUGGAAGAAGAAGAAGAAGAGGAAGAGGAAGAAGAUGAUGACGAUAGGACAAUCGUACAAGAAUACACCGCACGGGAGCAGCAGAUUCAAGAUGACGACGACGAUGAUGACAUUAGGGAGGCACCAGUGACGUCAUCAAGCACGGACCAGGCGAGCGGCCGUGUGGAGAGAGGCCGGGAGACGCCGCAUAUGCCUCCCUUGCCCAUGCUGCCUACGCCAACGUCCAAAGGGUGCGUUGAUCUUUCUUUCGAUCUUUCAAGUAGGUCAGAACAUUCUAGGAACUGGCACUAUGAGUAUGAGACUGGACGGGCCUUGCCACCAUUACCGUCUGGUCUUCUUUCCCUCGGAGAUUCAGAUAUUUCCUAUAUUGGCAAUUACGAUGACCAGCUCUCAUUCAGUUACUCCCCUCAUAGACAGAGGUCCUCCAGUAAUAGUAGAUAUAGUCCUUAUCAUAACUGAGUGGAUCUCAUUAGAUUAGUGAUUGUGCAUAAGUGAAUGGCAUCUUGAAGCAAUUUAAAUACUCCUGAAGAAAAUGAAGACCCAUUUGUGAACAAAACUCUUUGUGCUGACUUGUUGAACAAUAAGAAAUAUUUCUUUUUUCUCUGCCAAGGGGACCUUCAUCAACACAUCACGUUUUAAUCGCUGCCAUCAUGAAAUUGGAACAUGUUUGUGCGGUGUGCUAUUUUAGACCAUGUAUAAUGAUACUUUUCCAAAUUACAAAGGGCAGUUCAUAUCUCUAUCGAAUAUCAUAUCUUGGAUUUAUCUCUACUAACGACUAAUUUGAGGUGUGUUUUAAUCAUUCACCAAAUUUCUAACAGUUUAACACCAUCUGUAAUCUAAUUACUUUCCACAUUCUUCAGGAAAAUUCAUUCUUGAUUAUGUCAAGCUGCCUUUCAGUGCAUGUUUUAGAAUAAUAACAGUUUUUUUUGCAUGUUAUUUGUUUUCAUGUUGCUUGUCUGCAUGUUACUUAUUUGCAUUUUUGUAGAAAACUUUUUUGUUUGGUAGAAGAUUGAUUUUUAUUCCACUAUGACCUAUAAAAUGGUGUAUGAUAUUGGGCAUGCGAUCUUUAAUAGGAACUCCCAGGCAAACAGAGCAUUCUCAUCCAUAUUUGACUUUGUUAACUUAGUUUAAUAUUCAUUUAUCAAAGUUACAUCAUCUACAUUGACUCGUAUCUAUGCACUAUUUUUUAUCUUCACCAAAUAUUUUCCUCUUUUUUUUUGUCGAGCCCCAACUCUGGUCGAAGGAAUGUAUACUCUUACAAAAAAUACUGACUAGAAAUUUGAAAUCUGAGCUACAUGCUCCAAUUUCAGACUUUCACAUUUUGAAAUAUCCAAAGGAUGUCACAAGGUCAAAGGUCACCAGAGGUGAACAAUCUUAUUGAGCCUAAUGUUUGAUUUGGGGGUCAAGUUCUAUUCUUAUCAUUUUAGGAAGCUGAAUGGCAUGAAAACGUCAAAGGUCAUAAAUAGGGGUUAAAAUGCUUCUGGAGCCAAGUGUUGGCAAUUACAAAUGGAUUAUUUUUGCCAUUUCCCAGAAACACAUUUUAGAUAUUGCCUUGUUGCUUGAAAGUCCUCACUCUAACGGUCAAUACCAUGCAUUAAGUAGGAGGGAGCUAUGGGUAUUUUUUUUUUUUUUUUUUUUUUUUUCUUUGUUGAGUUUUGCUUACCUUUGAUACAGAAAAUAACAUCAGAAAAAUUAAGGUUUAUAUAAUCCUGCACUCACUAAUGAAUGUAUUAUUAGUUUCUCAUGUUUUUGUGUGCGUUGAUUAUCAUUUUGUAUUGCUUUUUCUUUGUUAAGGUAGGUUUCUUUGGGUGAUCUAUAUGGCUUUCUUCUGAUUUGUGUUUCAGUGUGUCAUCUGUCUGUUCUGCUGUAUUUGUUUUGGAAGGAUCAUGUGUCUUUUGUUUGGUUGUUUGCGUGUUUUCUGUGAUUUAUUUCCCUUUGUUUGGUGAACAUGCUUGGGGCAUUGAAUUUUCCUGUUCUGAAAAAAACGAACAUUGUUACUAUAUCGGUAUCUCCUCUCCUUUUCAGUACACUUAGCCUUUUCAUAACAGGUGGAAUGGUGUAUCUUUGGUUUUACAAACAAAUUUUGGACUAUUUUUGAAGAUUGUAUCAUAAAACUUAAUUAAUUGAUCCAGAUGUGAAGUAUAGUAUGGAUGAUAUUCUUGUUUCUGAAAAAAGUGUAAUAGUGUUUUAAGUUUGAAAAAUGUGAGAAAAGUUACAGACACAUGCAAAAUUAUAUUUAGUAAUGUAUCAGAAUACAUAUUUUUUUAGAAAUUGGAAGUAGAUAUAUGUUUUGUACAGUUUUGUAUAUAGUAUUCUGUAAUUGAUGUUCUUGUUUGAUUUUACGCUUUAAAGUAAAUUAAUCUGUGUGAAAUUCUGUUUUAUGUUUGAUAAUGUGAUUGUUCAAUAAGAGCAUGGGGUCAGUGUUCAUUUGACCAAUCAAAAUGAUCCAAUGAAAUUAUUCAUCAUGAUGGUGAAAUAGAAAUGGCAAAAAAAAUAUAAAGAUUCUUACGUUUCUCAAUAAAUAUCAACUUGUGGGAUGUGGAAAUACUGUAGAAAUACCUGAUCAAUGUUGAUCCCAUGACCUGUAUAAUUUCACAGCUCACAGUGUGAAAUUUUAUGGUUUAUGAGAUAUCUUAACCAAUAUUUGUGUUUCUAUCUAAACUGCAAGUACUUUUCGUAGAAGAGUCAAUUUGGACUGUACUCCACUAAAUUCUAACACAUUUUUGGGUUACUUAAAAAAAAAAAACUUUCAGAUUAACCCUAACCAGGCCAGGCUUUUUUGGGUGUUAGAAAACCGGGGGGGGGGGG
Molecule: messenger RNA, 3738 nt
Organism: Lytechinus pictus (painted urchin)
Lineage: Eukaryota; Metazoa; Echinodermata; Echinoidea; Temnopleuroida; Toxopneustidae
Product: E3 SUMO-protein ligase PIAS2-like
Exons: 7
Coding region: 178-1389 (403 amino acids)
Biological process (GO): protein sumoylation; regulation of transcription by RNA polymerase II
Cellular component (GO): chromatin
Molecular function (GO): transcription coregulator activity; zinc ion binding; SUMO ligase activity
Source: RefSeq, a predicted model, not a curated record